Molecule: messenger RNA, 929 nt
Organism: Syzygium oleosum
Lineage: Eukaryota; Viridiplantae; Streptophyta; Magnoliopsida; Myrtales; Myrtaceae
Product: universal stress protein A-like protein
Exons: 4
Coding region: 136-663 (175 amino acids)
Source: RefSeq, a predicted model, not a curated record
AAGAAGACAAGACCGUCUGCUGUUCUUCUUCAACAUCUCCAAACCAGCAGAACACGUAGAGAAACCUCUCAAUCUCUCAGAUCUCUGGUGGCCAACAGAAAACAAAAAGGAGUUCCAUUCAUUCUCGGAGAGUCGAUGGACGGCGAGGUGAACAUGAACAUCACGAUGAAGAAAGACAAGAGAAUCGUGGUGGCGGUGGACGAGAGCGAGGAGAGCAUGCACGCCCUCUCGUGGUGUCUCACCCACCUCAUCUCUGCUGAGCAACCCAGCAACAGCAGCACCACCCUCGUGCUCCUCUACGUCAAGCCUCCUCCCCCUGUUUUCUCCUUCUUCGACGCUGCAGGGUACAUGUUCUCGAGCGAUGUGAAUGCGGCCUUGGAAAAGUACGGGUGCGACUUGGUGAAUUCGGUGAUGGGACGAGCAGAGGCGAUCUACAGGAGCUUCAGCACCAACAUGAAUGUGGAGAGGUUUGUCGGGAAAGGGGAAGCGAAAGACGUGAUAUGCAACGCGGUGGAGAAACUCAGAGCGGACACUCUGGUCAUGGGAAGCCAUGGAUAUGGUUUCAUGAAGAGGGCUCUCCUCGGGAGCGUGAGCGACUACUGCUCGAAGCACGUAAGGUGUCCCGUGGUGAUCGUGAAGCAUCAUCCAGCCGAGGACAACUGAGCAAAUCUCUCUUUCUUCUUAAAUUGUACAAUCUCAUUCCUGUCAGUGUCUACAUAUGGCGUCAGAUCCGCGGGCGGCUGCACAAACGCAUUCAAGUAAGUUAGGUAUCUUCUGGUUAUGCAGAAUGUUAUGGGACGACAGAAUUGGCUUUCAUGAGUUAUUUUUGUUCAAUCGUAUGGUCAUGCCAUUGCCAUGUUUGAAGUUUUGGUGGGAAUUCUACUGGGUUUCGUUCUGUGUUGUGAAUGAAGAAAGAAACUUUAUUUUGA